Messenger RNA from Hibiscus syriacus, 1155 nucleotides. RefSeq names its product zinc finger protein ZAT9-like. The transcript has a single exon. The record is from RefSeq and is a predicted model, not a curated record. NCBI's taxonomy places the organism in Eukaryota, Viridiplantae, Streptophyta, Magnoliopsida, Malvales, Malvaceae. Bases 34 to 1023 code for a protein of 329 amino acids. Gene Ontology annotation, biological process: regulation of DNA-templated transcription.
CAAACAUACACAAACCGUCUUUGCUCGCCGGCAAUGGAGAAACACAGGUGUAAGUUAUGUUUCAAAAGCUUUGCAAAUGGAAGAGCUUUGGGUGGUCAUAUGAGGUCUCACAUGUUGAAUCUUCCCCUUCCUCCCACAGUUGUAGAGCAAGAACGAUCGACGAAUCAACUCAGUAAAGACUUGGAGUCGGGUUCUUAUUUGUCGUCGCCUUCAUCAGAAGGGGAAGAGAAUCCAAAGACAAGUGUUCGCUUGGUAGAUCCUGAGUUCGUUGAUGCUGGCUCCGUUGUUCUUCAAGACAGAGAAAGCGAGACCGAGUCGUCUAAGAACUCAACUCGGAGACGAUCUAAACAGACUCGGAGGAUACUAGCAAAUCAGCAACAAGAAGAAAGAAAGAGGAUUAAAGUUAACAACAACGACAAGAAGGACAACAGGCUAAGUAGGACCGAGUCUUGGGCUGAUCCAGAACCGGUGAGUUCGAUCUCCGACACAACAACUGAAGAUGUCGCUUUCUGUCUUAUGAUGCUCUCGAGGGACAAAUGGAAAAGCAAAGUAGUAAAUCGAGAUGAUGAUGACGAUAAAGAAACAGAAAUUUACUUCAAAUCAAGCAAGGUUAAUAGAACAAGUCGAGGUAAAUACUGGUGCGAAACGUGCAACAAAGCUUUUAAAACGUACCAAGCACUGGGUGGACACAGAGCGAGUCACAAAAAGAUGAAAGCUUACCCGCCGCCGGCAACUCAUGAAACAGAAAAUAUGGGCACCACCGCUACUAGUUCACUGACAGACCAGAAAAUCCACGAAUGUCCUGUCUGUUUUAGAGUCUUCUCAUCGGGUCAAGCCCUUGGUGGACAUAAAAGAUCUCAUGUAAUAACUGGUAAAGCAGCAGCCCCUGUUCCAAGUUCCAAAAAAUUAGGAGACACUUUCAUAGAUCUCAAUCUCCCUGCUCCGACCGAUGACGAUGAUGCCAGCCAAAUUGAACUUUCCGCCGUGUCCGAUGCUGAAUUUGUGAACCACAUGCAAAGGUAAAACUUUUGAACUAUUUUCGGCAUCUAAGAAUUUUGCUCCAUAGUUAAAAUUCAGGCUUUGUUAAAGCCUUUUUCCUGCUAUUCAUAACUGUAAUUCUUUUGUCUGGAUUGUCUUCGAAAGACCAAGUUUUUA